UGUAUGCAUAUUAUAUCUAUUCUUUUUUAUGUUUUAUUUUCAGUGAAAUCAUCUUCCACCGUUUCACCGUCAAGAUCUUAUAUAAAUUGUGAUAAAUGUAAAAUUGAGAUACCUAGACAUGAAUACAGAUAUCAUAAACGAACUAAUAUCCAUAAAUCGAAUUGUUUGAUAAAAUCAGAGUUUGAACAUAUUGAUAUAAUAGCUACAGCAUUUAAAAAUAGAAUAAUGACUUAUCGCUUAAACCCAUCCAUAGAAGACGAGUACCUCCUACCAGAGGCGUUCUUGGAUGGUAAGCGAGAUGAUGUUUUUAAACUAGUUGAGCUAUCAUUAAUAAAGAAUACAUGUAUUAAAGUUAACUUUGAGCUGUUUGCUUAUUUCAUUUUACCUAAAUCAGGUGAGCAACAGCUGAAGUCGUUUAAUACAAAAUAUGAAGUUAUUUAUAAAAGUACUGAUUUUGAUGAAAUUUAUUUGAAUGUAAGAGAGACUUUCAAGAUGAAAUUAACUGAAUUUGAGCACUGUGAAUCUGGGUGGUCUUUAACAUCGUUGAGUCAUUUAGAAAUAAAUAUAAAUAAGUAUUCUCCUAUGAGAGGUGGAUCUUACAUAGAAUUACCAGAAGUUAUUAAGAAAACAAAGAGCUGUAUUAAUAUACAAAAUAACGAUGAAUAUUGUUUUUUAUGGAGCAUAUUAGCAGCAUUAUUUCCAGUCAAAAAUAAUGUCUGUAGGACAAGCUCUUAUCCUCAUUUUAGUACGAUAUUUAAUAUAACAGGGAUGUCAUUCCCGCUAUCACCUAAAGAUAUCAGAUUAUUUGAAAAUAAUAACAGUGAUUUAAGUAUUAAUAUUUAUGGAUUGGAUAAACAUUUCAAUGUAACUGGCCCCCUAUAUACGACAAAUUUUAGGAGAGAUAAACAUAUUAAUUUAUUGUAUUACGAAAAAGAAAACAGAGCUCAUUAUUGUUUAAUAAAAAACCUAUUACGCUUAGUGAGACGUCAAGUUUCAAAACAUAAAGGUCGAAUGUAUUUAUGUGAGACAUGUUUGCAAUUUUUUACUAGUGAAACAAAAUUCCAUUCUCAUGCAUGUUCUAAAAUUAUAACUUUAUUACCAGAUAAAAACAGUAUGCUGCAA
This is a messenger RNA of Spodoptera litura, 1122 nucleotides long. The record is from RefSeq and is a predicted model, not a curated record. Lineage: Eukaryota; Metazoa; Arthropoda; Insecta; Lepidoptera; Noctuidae.